UAUACAUUGCCAAGUUGAAACUAUGUAUCUUAACACAAUGAAUAAGUUUAUUUUUUUAAUUUUAAUAAUUGGCUCGUUAACGAGAAAAUCUGAGUGUGGCACCCUCGACAGUAUAAAAAAGAUAGCAUCACUAUUUGUCGAUAUUGCCCGAUUCAGCAAAGAUUACGUCAAUUUCCAAUCGGAGCAAGUAUCGGACUCGACUCCUCGGGAGAAUCAAAAGUACGAUUUCGUGAUCGUCGGAGCCGGCAGUGCGGGUAGCGUACUUGCGUCGAGACUCACGGAAAACCCCAACGUCACGGUCCUGCUUAUCGAGGCUGGUGGCUACGAAAAUUAUUUGCACGACGUGCCUCUGCUGGCCUUGGGAGCUGGCUUCUUUCCCUUCUCGCACUGGGGAUACCAGACCGAACGAUCCGACGAUUAUUGCACUUCCAAUGUCAAUCACCAUUGCAAACUGCCCAUGGGGAAAGGUCUCGGAGGAAGUAGCGCCGUCAAUCUUAUGAUUGCUACUAGAGGCCAUCGAGAAAAUUACAACGAGUGGGCCAAGAUUACAAACGACUCUAUUUGGUCGUACAAUAACAUGUUACCGUACUUCAAAAAAAUGGAACGUUUCAAUGCACCUCUGGUGCCCAACAUUGAUUCAAAUCUACACGGUUUUGAGGGUCCCGUUGACAUCGUUAAUUACGAUUUUAGCUCAAUCCUCAUGAAAACCUUCGUCGAGGCGGGAGUGGAGCUGGGACUGCCUCCCGUCGAUUUCAAUGGUCGCAGUCCGAAUGGCUUCAGUUACAUGCAAACGAAUCACAGAAAUGGCAAAAGGCUUACUUCAAACAGUGCUUAUCUGAACCCGGCAAAGGAUAGAAAAAAUCUCUUCGUCACUUUGCACAGUCGCGUUAACAAAGUGCUCAUCGAUCCAAAUACCAAAACUGCCUAUGGGGUUGAAUUCGAGAAGAGUAGUUCGUUAUUUUCAGCUAAGACGAUCACGGCAAUGGCUACGAAAGAGGUAAUACUGAGCGCUGGUCCUCUGGGAUCUCCGAAAAUUCUCAUGCUAUCGGGUAUAGGGCCGGCCGAGCAUUUGCAAGAGCUUAAUAUCGAUCUUAUCCAAAAUGCUCCGGUGGGAAAAAAUCUCAUGGACCACGCUGGCUACAUAUCGAUGCGUUAUAAAGUCGAUCAAGAUAUUGGUUUUGGCCUCCAAGAGAUUUUCAAUUUAUCCAACAACUAUCUGUUGGGUUACUUGGAAAAUGGAACUGGCCCAAUCAGUUCCAACAGCUUGUGCGAGGGUAUAGCAUUUCUGAACAUCGAUAAUCCCCACGAUGAAGAUUCUGUACCUGAUGUUGAAAUUUUGUUAGCAAUACUUAGCAAGAAAGAAUUUUAUUUCUUACCGAUUCUCAUUCAGCCAAAGAGCCGAGGUCAGGUUUUGCUCAAAAGUUCUAAUCCCAAGGAUGAUCCCGUUGUAGUCCCGAAUUAUUUUUCUGAAAAAGAUGACGUUAGAGUCGCUGUGAAAGCUGCUAAUAUGGUGUUGAAAGUAAUGAAAACAAAUGCUUUUAAAAAGUACAAUCCAACAUUGCACGCACCAACUGGUGCAAGAUGCAAUAAAAUCGAAAGGUUUUCGAAUGACUUUUGGGAAUGCGCUUACAGAACGAGAACAAUCAGUUUUUGGCAUCACUCGGGCACUUGCAGUAUGGGCAGCGUUGUUGAUUCAAAACUCAAAGUAAAAGGCGUGAGAAAACUACGUGUUAUUGAUGCUUCUGUGAUGCCAAAAAUCCCUUAUGCUCAUACAAAUAUUCCUACUAUGGCUAUAGCCGAAGCAGCAGCUGAUUUCAUUAAAAAAACGUAUAAUACAUUUUAACCAAGUGUGCGUUGAAAAUAAUAAUUUGGGC
Trichogramma pretiosum is the source of this 1874-nucleotide messenger RNA. RefSeq names its product glucose dehydrogenase [FAD, quinone]-like. The transcript has 3 exons. The coding region runs from base 23 to 1843 and encodes 606 amino acids. The record is from RefSeq and is a predicted model, not a curated record. Gene Ontology annotation, molecular function: oxidoreductase activity, acting on CH-OH group of donors; flavin adenine dinucleotide binding. Lineage: Eukaryota; Metazoa; Arthropoda; Insecta; Hymenoptera; Trichogrammatidae.